This is a messenger RNA of Dentiscutata heterogama, 992 nucleotides long. Lineage: Eukaryota; Fungi; Glomeromycota; Glomeromycetes; Diversisporales; Gigasporaceae. The record is from the annotation of a GenBank genome assembly.
GGCACAAAGUAUCUAUAUGUCCUGCUGUGAGAAAAUUAGAUGAAGAGUGUACGAUGCUCCUUCAAACACUCACUAUGAAACAACUCGAAGUAGUUCAAGAAAUGAUAAAUGAACAUUUUAAUGAUGGCCUUAAUGCUAAUCAAGUUCCCGAAGCCCUGAAGCUUACAUUAGAAUUAGUAGAAGUUAUAAUAAAAAAAGAAAGCAAAGCAAAGGAAAUCGUACACAUGCCAUCAUAUAAAGAAGAAGAAAAGUUAGAUAAAGUCGAGACUAAAAUAAAGAAAAUCCACACUCCUUAUUUAAAGUCAACUGCUCAUGAAAUUACAUUUAACUAUAGUCUAUUGUGUCCUGUUCGAACCCAAAAGAAUGAGCCAAAGAGAAAAAUACCAGUUAGCUUCGAAGAUUUUAAAUCAAUCGAUUAUCAACUUGCCAAUAAUAAUCCUAUAUGUUGUAAUCGAAAUAAAGUUGGAAUUAAAGUAAAUAAUUAUAAGGCACUUAUUCAUGCUGAAUUGGAUGAAGAACCCUGUCACAAAAAGAUAGUCUCGGGCCAGAAUAACAGUUAUCUUAAUGAACCUGAAAUGUACCUGAUGAAUACUAAGCCUAAUAACAAUGAUGAUGACAAUGAGACCUGGUAUCCUUGUAACAACAAGAUUCCUGAAGAAUGGUUGGGUUCGAUUAACCAUAAAGAACUUACAAAAGCUGAAUUGAAAGCAAUGAAAAGUUUAGAUAAAAGUGACGAACCUGAUAAUUAUAAAGAGGCUGAUGAAAAAAUCAAAUUCACUAAUGAUACUAAAAAAAAUAGUAAAUAUUUGGCAUUUACGGGUUAUCAAAAAUCAACAAGAGAAAGUUUAAUGGAAAGAAUACUUAAUUUUAGUCAAAAUGAUACAAAAAUUAAAAAAGAUCAUCAUCCUAUUAUUAUUCCUAUGUAUACUACACUUAGAAAAAGACAAAGUAGCGUACUUAUACAGAUCCAACGUAAGUCAUCAGACGAAUAA